Pristis pectinata (smalltooth sawfish) is the source of this 11049-nucleotide messenger RNA. RefSeq names its product cubilin (intrinsic factor-cobalamin receptor) (gene cubn). Gene Ontology annotation, molecular function: calcium ion binding. NCBI's taxonomy places the organism in Eukaryota, Metazoa, Chordata, Chondrichthyes, Rhinopristiformes, Pristidae. The record is from RefSeq and is a predicted model, not a curated record.
AUGAGCUGCUCUUCCUCGAGUUUACAGUGGGCUUCAUUGGAACAGUGUGAGAGGCCAAAGGUAGCAAGACCGAGAAUUACUUCAAAUAAUGGCAAUUUGAUAUUUCAAACUGGCAAUCGAAAGAAUAUUGAAUUCAAGACUUCAGCAUUUGGGAAGAUUAAACUAAAUGAUAAUGAUCUUGAACAAUUAUUUAUGCAGAUUAGAAAAAAUAAACAUGACAUAGUAGAACUGAAAACUAGUGGAGUUCAAAUCGCUCAGAAUGUUUCUUAUCAAAUCAGUCAGCUAAACGAAAGGGUGUUAGAGCUUGAAGUUCUUAUUCAGAAUAUACAAACAGGACCUACUUGUUCUGAUGAUAUAAACGAAUGUGAGGUCUAUGCUGGAUCACCACUAGCUUGCCAGAAUGGAGCAAUGUGCAUUAACACAGAAGGCAGUUACAGUUGUACCUGUACUCCAGAAUGGUAUGGUCCACAUUGUACUUCCAAAUAUGAUGAUUGCCAAGAUGGCUCGCAAACAAAAUGUGAACAUGGCAUCUGCAUUGAUUUAAACAGGGUUCAGCCAAAUAAGCCCAAGUACCAUUGCAUCUGUGAAGCUGGGUGGACUCAGCCUCCUAUAGGCCCAGCCUGUAGUUCUGAUAUUGAUGAAUGUAGCCUUCCUGUUCAACCCUGCUCAACAAAUCCCCCAGUGGCAUGCUUCAAUUCCCCAGGUUCUUACUCUUGUGGGAACUGCCCAGCAGGUUGGGAAGGAGAUGGUCAUAGCUGCCAGGAUAUUGAUGAGUGCAAGACUAAUAAUGGAGGAUGUUCUCAAGCUCCAAUUGUUCAGUGCAUUAAUACGAUGGGAUCUUACCAUUGUGGUUUAUGCCCAGCAGGUUAUCAGGGCGAUGGAAAAAACUGCACUCAGAUUGAUGUAUGCUCAGUGAACAAUGGAGGAUGUCAUCACUUUGCAUCAUGUUCUUACAAUCCAGGUACUAUCUUUCCUAAUUGCACUUGUCCAGCUGAUUAUUUUGGAAAUGGCUAUGGAAUCAAUGGCUGCAUUCCUCUCAUUGAUGUUUGCCAACACAGCAAUCCAUGUGUGAAUGGACAAUGUUUUGCCAUAUUUUCAAGUUAUAUAUGCAUUUGCAGUCCAGGAUGGACUGGCAUCCAUUGUAGUCAGAACAUUAAUGAGUGUGCCAGUAACCCAUGCAAGAAUGGAGGAAGCUGUACUGAUGGCAUCAAUAGUUACACUUGUACUUGCACCCAAAACUGGACAGGACCAGAGUGUCUGAUGCCACAACAAGCCUGUGGUGGUCACCUCAAUGAAACCUAUGGCGCUAUAAAUUCACCGGGUUAUCCAGGCAACUACACACCCUGCACAGACUGCUACUGGACCAUUUCGGUCAGCCCCAAUUUACUGAUUAAUUUUGCUUUCGGACCCCUUCACAUCGAACGCCAUCAGAAUUGCAGCUUUGACUACCUCGAGAUUAGAGAUGGACUGCUGGACCAGGAUCCCAUCCUUUACAAGUACUGUGGCAAUGAAAGCCCUCCCCCUCUGCUGACAUCUGGCCCUACUGCAUGGAUCCAUUUCCACAGUGACAAAAGUAUCAGUGGACAAGGGUUUCAUGUCACAUACAUUACGUUACCAUCUGAACCUGGCUGUGGAGGAACAUAUGGAGACAGUGAGGGAAUUCUCACCUCCCCCAAUUGGCCUAAUCCAUAUCCCAGCAGCAGACAGUGCAUCUAUGUUAUUGAGCAGCCCAUAGGGGAGCGCAUCCAUCUUCAAUUCACACAUAUGGAGUUGGAAUUCCACAACAACUGUUCCUUGGACUACAUAGAGGUUCAUGAAGGUGAAGCGGAGACGGAUCAUCUAAUUGGAAGGUUCUGUGGUUCCAAAGCUCCAGAGCCCAUUACCACAAGUGGUAACAAAUUGUGGCUUAAGUUUAAAACAAAUGCGUCUGUCACAAAAAAAGGUUUUGUGGCUGUAUAUAAAGUUGCAUGUGGUGGCAUUCUUCAUGAUAAAGGAGUGAUUCAGUCUCCUUAUUAUCCCAAUCCGUAUCCACAUGAUCGAAGCUGUGAAUGGGUUAUCAUCCAACCUGAAGGAAAAGUAGUUACCCUCAACUUUAUCUCCUUUGAUGUUGAGAACGCUGUAAACUGCAGUCAUGACUAUUUAGAGAUCAGAGAUGGUGCUUUUGAAGAUUCUCCACUCAUUGGAAAAUAUUGUGGUGAUGUACUUCCACCGAUGGUACAAUCAAUCCAGACAUCUAUGUACAUCAUGUUUAAGAUGGAUUCUAAAAAGACUAACAAUGGAUUUCGAGCUGAGUAUGAAUCAGCAAAGAAAGGAUGUGGUGAUGUUCUGACACAAUCAAUAGGUACCAUUGCCAGUCCUGGAUAUCCUGCAGGUUAUCCGCAUGGUGGCAAAUGUAUCUGGUAUAUUUCAGUUCGGGCUGGACAUGUUAUCCGUUUGGCAUUCAUCUCCUUUAGUAUUGAAUUUAACAUGAACUGCAGCAAGGAUUAUGUUGAAGUGUAUGAUAAUAAUAUUAACCUCAGCAGACCAAUAGGAAGGUAUUGUGGUAGGUCUGUCCCUCCUUCUAUAACCAGCAGUGGCAAUUUGAUGAGACUUCUUUUUGUGUCUGAUUCAAACACAUCAACUGAGGGAUUCCUAGCAACGUAUGAUUCCCUUGAUGCUUCAGCAGUAUGUAGGGAGGAAUUCUUUGAAUCUACUGGCACAUUUACAUCUCCAAACUAUCCGAAUGGCUACUCAAUUUACCAAGAAUGUAUCUACAUAAUUACCGUGGAAGACAACAAGCAAAUUCAGCUCAACUUUACUGACUUUAAAGUCGAAGGAUAUCAAUCCUGUACUUCUGCCUAUGUUGAAAUUAGGAAUGGUGGAUAUGAAACAUCUCCCUUGGUCGGUCAGUACUGUGGUGCAAAAGCCCCACCACUCAUCAUAUCCCACAGCAAUAGACUAUGGAUUAAAUUAAAAUCAGAUAAUAUUUAAUACCAUGCAUUUAUGGCUCACUGGAAUGGUACUUUGACAGGCUGUGGAGGAACCCUCACCAGCAUUGGUAGUUUUAUCUCUCCCAACUAUCCAAUGCCAUAUUCACACAAUGCAGAAUGCUACUGGCUGAUUCAAACCAGUGCAGGCAGUGUGAUUGAGCUACAGUUUGAACAAUUCCACUUGGAUUCCAGCACUGGAUGCAUUACUGAUUAUUUAACUGUUUAUAAUGGAAUAAAUAUAUAUUCUCAUAUUUUGGCCAAAUUGUGUGGUAAUCAGAUGCCAGCACCAAUUCUCUCUUCCAAAAACAACAUGUACAUAAAACUCCAAACGGACAGCUCAGGAACAGCAGAAGGAUUUUUUGCUAAAUAUAGACAUAUUUGCCAGGGAGUAAUCAUUGCAAAUCAUAGCAAGGGAGUUUUGGAAAGUACAGACUUUCCUCGGCCUUAUCCACCUAACCAAGACUGUAACUGGACUAUACAGGCAACAGCUGGGAACACAAUCAACUACACCUUCACUGCCUUCAAUCUGCACUUUAACAGUUGUAAUUCAGCUUGGCUUAAGCUAUAUGAUGGACCCAGUACCCAGUCUCAUUUUAUUGGCACUUUCUGCGGGAAUACUUUGCCUCCAUCAGGAAGAACAUCUGGUACCAGUCUGCACGUGGCAUUUCAUUCAGAGUCUAGUUUAUCAGGCAAUGGAUUCCAGAUGUUGUGGUUCCAGAAUGGAUGCGGUGGAGAAUUGCAUGGACCUAAAGGAGGAUUCAGCAGCCCUGGCUAUCCCAACAGAUAUCCAAGUAACCAGGAGUGUCUCUGGUUCAUUCAGGGGGAUUCUGGCAGCUGUAUUGAAUUGACCAUCCAUGACUUUGAUGUGGAAUAUCAAACAUGCAAUUUCAAUGUACUGGAGGUAUAUGGUGGUCCAGACAUUACUUCAGUACGAUUGGUCCAACUGUGCAGUACCCACCCACCAAGCAACCCACUGGUGGUCUCCAGCACAGGAAAUGAUAUCACUGUUCGAUUUAAGACAAGUUCAAAUGGCAAUGGAAGGGGUUUCAAUGCCACCUGGCAACAGAGGGCAGGAGGUUGUGGUGGAAUUGUUACAGCCCCAAAAGGAAAGAUCCACUCACCACACUACCCUAAUCCUUAUGGGAUUAAUGUGGAUUGUUCCUGGGUCAUCAGUGUGGAUAAGCACUACAGCAUCUUCCUCGACUUUUUGGACUUUGACCUCGGAGAUCAACAAUCAUGUCAUUCUAACUAUGUAGCUGUCUAUGAUGGUUCAAAUGAAGCAGACCCCCUGCUGAGGAAGCUGUGCGGAAACAUAGUUCCAGGACGGAUCACCUCCAGUCACAAUGUAGUCUAUGUACAUUUCCGCUCACAAAACAGUUAUGACCAUAGAGGGUUCAUGGUGCAGUUUAACCAAGUGUGUGGGUCCUAUAUUGUGACCGAUGAUAUUGGUGGAGCUAUAACAUCACCUCUAUAUCCCAACAACUAUUCAAACAAUCAGAACUGCAGCUGGAUAAUUCAAGCCCAGAAACCAUUUAACCAUGUUACAAUAUCGUUCACCGACUUUGUAAUUGAAAACAGUGUGGCAGACUGUUCAGCAGAUGUUUUACAAAUCCUGGAUGGGGACAACUAUGGGGCACCUUCUGUUGGUCGUUUUUGUGGAAAUACCAUCCCUCAUCCAAUCACGUCAUUCAGCAAUGCCUUAUUUGUCAACUUCAUCUCUAAUGAGGUCAGCUCAUUCAGAGGCUUCAGAGCAACUUAUGCUGCAUCAAUAUCAGCCUGUGGUGGGAUGUUUCACAUGCAGUCCGGCACAUUCAGUAGUCCUAACUAUCCUGAAAACUAUCCAUCCAAUGGAGAAUGCAUCUGGUAUAUCAUCAGCUCCCCUGGCAAUCGUGUCCAAAUCUCCUUCAUAAAUUUUGAUAUUGCAUAUAGCAUAAACUGCUCCUUGGAUUACCUUGAAAUUCGAGAAGGGAAUGCUACUGGACAGCUGAUUGGACGCUUCUGUGGCUCUACUUUACCUGCAAAUUGUACAUCAGUCAUUGGACAUACCUUGUGGGUAAAAUUUGUCUCUGGUCCAUCAUCUCAUCAUCUCGGAUUCAGGGCCAUUUUUUCCCAUUUGUAUGGCAAUGAGAUUGUGGGCAUCCAAGGGCAAAUUACGUCUCCAUUAUGGCCACUACAUUACCCACACAAUGUCAACUACCACUGGACAAUUACUGCUCCAGCAUUCUAUAUCAUCCAUGCCAGAAUCCAAGAGCUGGAUAUCGAUGCACUUCAUAGAUGCAGAUAUGAUAAGUUAAUGUUCUAUGAUGGUCCUAAUAUUCAUGCACGUAUUAUUGGAACAUUCUGUGGCUCUGAACUGCCUCCAGCUGUGUCCUCCACUGGAAGCACCCUAACAGUUCAGUUUAUCAGUGACUCAACUAUAAGUGGAAAAGGUUUCCUAAUUGAAUGGUUUGCAGUGAAAUAUAUUGCUGACCCAACGGCAACACCAACUCUCCAACCAGGUUCAUGUGGUGGAGUUGUUGUGACUGGGGACCACCCGACCUUCCUUUUCUCUCCAGGAUGGCCCAAUAAUUAUGGAGCACAUUUAGACUGUGCUUGGAUCAUUUGGGCACCACAGAACACAGUGGAACUCAACAUUUUGGCUCUAGAUAUUGAAUCAGAUAUGCUUUGUCAUUAUGAUAAGCUGGUCAUCAGAGAUGGUGACAAUAACCGCUCUCCAAUACUUGCCACUUUGUGUGGCACAGAGUUACCUGGAACCCUUCGAUCAACUGGUGAAACAAUGUUUCUUCGAUUCACAUCUGAUGAAGAUACUAGUGGUGGUGGUUUCAAUGCUUCUUAUCAUAAAACUUGUGGUGGCCAUCUUACUGCUGACCAUGGUGUUAUUACUUCACCCAACUAUCCUCACGCAUACACUCCAAACCUGAAUUGCACCUGGCGUGUUGAUGUCACCAGCGGGUUCAUUAUUGCUAUCCAUUUCAAUCAGCCCUUCCAGAUUCAAGGUUUUGGUGCAAACUGCACAAACGGUGAUUAUUUAGAAUUAAAGAAUGGACUUGAUAAUUCUUCCCCACCUUUGACUUCCCAUAGAGGGAUCGGACGAUAUUGUGGUGAGAGCCCUCCUACCAUAAUGCACACUACAGACAAUCAACUCUUCGUACACUUCAUUUCUGAUGGAAUUAAUGAGGGACAUGGGUUCAAAUUCACUUAUGAUGCUUCAAAUCUUGCCUGUGGUGGAAACAUUUUUAUUUAUGAUUCUGAUGAUGUUGGGUACAUUACCUCAAUGAAUUACCCUGAUAAUUAUCCAGAAAGUAUAGACUGUACGUGGACUAUCACUGUUCCAAGCGGUGAAGCAGUUCAGCUUGAUUUCGACAACCUUUUCUACAUCGAAACUCAUCUUGAAUGCGACUUGGAUUACCUGGAACUGCGUGAUGGAGCUAAUUCAAAUGCCCCUCUGAUUGGGCACUUCUGUGGAUCUACUAAAUCAUCCAGCCAAAGAUCUACAAGCACAGUUAUGUAUGUGAGAUUCCAAACUAACACCGCUUUGAACCAUGUGGGAUUCAAAGCUAAAUACUCAAUAGCUUCUUGUGGUGGAAUGAUAUCUGCACAGAGUGGAACUCUUCAGAGCCCCAGGUUUCCUUCACUUUAUCCAGAUAAUUCUCACUGUGAAUGGUUUCUGGAGGGACCCACUGGUCAUUACUUGACCAUUACUUUUGAGGUAUUCAAUCUGGAAAACACAGCCACGUGUACCAAAGAUUUUGUAGAAGUUCGAGAAUAUAAUGCAAGUGGGCGUCUGCUGGGUAGAUACUGUGGCAAAACAUUGCCUCACGCUAUGGAUACUUCAGACAGCUUUGCCUAUGUCGUCUUCAGCAGUGAUGCAUCUGUCAAUGACACAGGAUUCAGUCUGCAUUUUGUAGCCAGCAUUAAAGAAUGUGGAGGUGAAAUGACUGCAAGGACAGGAACUAUCAACUCUCCGAACUACCCACACUUUCGCCCUCACAGUCGUGAAUGUGAAUGGAGAAUUACUGUGCAAGUCGGACAGAGAGUGACGCUAACCUUCAAUGAUUUUCGAUUGGAAAUGCAUAAUCAUUGCAACUAUGCUUAUGUUGAUAUAUACAAUGGACUUCAUCCAAAUUCUCCCAGAUUGCAGAAAUAUUGUGGCAUCGUUGAGAAUGGCACGCAAGUGAAAUCAUCCGGAAAUACCAUGCGAGUUGUUUUUGUGACUGACAGGUCACUUUCAAAUGGAGGUUUCAGUGCAACCUAUACUUCAGAGGAGGAUGCAGUGUGUGGCGGUACCCUAAUGGACCCAAAUGCUGGGAACUUUAGUUCUCCAAGUUUUGAUGGUGUAUCCAACUACAGAAAUAAUCUUAACUGUGAAUGGGUCAUCCAGAAUUCCCGCAUUGCAAAUUCUUCCAUUUAUCUAGAGUUCACCAGUUUUUACAUUGGACAUCAUCCAGUUUGCCAACAAGAUUACAUUGAACUCCGAGUUGGAGAUUCCAAUGGUGAUUUAAUUGCCAGGCUUUGUGGUCAGGCUACUCCAAAUCCACUGCUGAUUCCCUUCACCCAAAUAUGGGUUCACUUCAUAUCUGAUUCAUCUGUGCAAGAUCUUGGUUUUGUUGCUAAAUAUAGCUUCACAGAAUGUGGUGGCAUUCAGACUGGGGAAAAUGGAUUCAUUUCAAGCCCCAAUUUCCCAUCGCCACACCGUCCUUUGACCCACUGCGCAUGGACGCUGGAGGCCCCAGAAGGGCACACCAUAAAACUGAGCUUCAUUCACUUCAAUUUGACAUGUGGCUGGAAUUCUGUUACAAUCUUGAAUGGUGGUUCCUUCAACUCCCCAAUCAUAGGCCGAUACUGCGGCACCAUUCCAGCUGAGCCAAUUAUAUCUGGCUUAAACAAGUUGUUCAUCGUCUUUAGUUCUAACCACAGCAUGCAACAUGGCGGUUUCUAUGCCACCUGGAAGUCUGAUUCGCUAGGCUGUGGUGGCUUUGUUCAUGCAGAGAGUGGCCCUUUCAAAUCACCAAACUGGCCGCAGAAAUUUCCCGAUAAUAGUGAAUGUACGUGGAGGAUUACAGGCCAAGACAGCAAACACCUUGAGAUUACUUUUGAUGAGAAUUUCCAGAUUCCAGACAGCACUAAUAUCUGUAAGACCAGCUAUGUGAAGAUCUGGGGAGGAAUUUCUGAAACUGAUGAAACCUUGUUGGCUACUAUUUGUGGAAACACUCCUCCACCUGGCCCUGUCAUUGCACCAGCUAAUGUUGUGACAGUCCGAUUUCAGUCUAAAGGCAGCACUGGAACUGGCUUCUCGGCAUCUUUCACCAACCGAUGUGGGGCCAAUUUUACUGCUUCUGCUGGACGUGUUAUGUCACCCAACUACCCAGGCUAUUAUGACCCAAACCUAAACUGUGAAUACUUGAUCAAUGCUGCCAGUCAUCAGUUCACAAUUCUACAAUUCGAGACAUUCAAUAUAGAAGAGGAUUCAAUUUGUGCGUAUGAUAAUUUAAAGAUAUACAGUGGGACUACAGCAAGUGGGUAUACUGUUGCUACUCUUUGCGGUUCUAUCAUCCCUGGUCCAAUCAGUACCUACGGCCCAAUGCUAUUGGUCUUCAGUACAGACAGUAUUGAGGCACAAACUGGAUUUGUGGCCAACUAUCAUUUAGCCUCCUGUGGAGGUAGAUUCCAUGGAUCAACUGGCACUCUCACCAGCCCGAUUUACUCUCACAAUCAGUACAGCAACAUAAACUGCACAUACCACAUCACUGUUGGAGCAAACAAGAUUGUGAAAAUGAUAUUCAGUGAAUUUGACCUUGACACUUCAUCAGGAUGUACCUCUAACUAUGUAGCUGUCUACAAUGGUCCAAACACUUUUGCACCACUUUUAGGCCAAUUCUGUGGCUCGGAAAUUCCACCUGUUUUAAGGAGUACCAACAGCUCCAUAUUCCUUGUGUUCAAAACAGAUGGCUUCCACAGUUAUGGAGGAUGGAGAGCUUCAUAUACUGAGAUGUUAGGACCAAAUCAAGGAUGUGGUGGGUACUUAACUGAGUCUAGUGGUACCUUCAGUUCACCAGAUGUGGAUUUUAAUCAUAAAUAUGAAAAGAAUUUAGAUUGUCUGUGGUACAUUUUUGUGCCUUUAAACAAGAUUAUCAGUGCGACUUUCACAGUUUUUCUUCUUGAGGAUGCAACUAAUGGAACUUGCAUUUCUGAUUAUGUCAGUGUUUAUGAUGGAGGAAAUAUAAAUAGCCCAUUAGUUGGCACUUAUUGUGGAUCCCAACUGCCACCUCCCUUUGCUUCCUCCAGUAAUUUUCUCACUGUGAGAUUCAUUUCCAGCUCCUCAGUCGAACUGGAUGGUUUCAACAUAACAUAUACAGCCACUGACUUGCUGUGUGGUGGAGUAUUCAAUGCAACCAAGGUGCCUCAGAACAUUACAUCUCCUGGAUACCCACAGGAUUAUCCACCCAUUACCGUGUGUCACUGGACCAUUAAUGCUCCUGCACAUGAACAAAUCAGAGUGACGUUACUGGAAUUCAAUUUACCAGAUUGUACUCUGGAUUACCUGGAGAUUAAAGAUUGGCCAAUGGCUGAUUUUGGACAGGUUAAUCGAUUCUGUGGUUCCAAUCUAACUACUGCAGAUUUCUAUUCAUAUGGCCCCACAAUCGAGAUUGACUUCAAAUCGAAGGCAUAUCUAAAUGGAAAUAAAUUCUGGCUAACAUACGAAAUUGCAGGUUGCAGCAGACAAUAUAAUCAGUCAUAUGGUUAUCUGAAGAGUCCUGACUGGCCCAACAUCUAUCCACAUAAUUUAGAUUGUACAAUCAUUCUGCGAGCCCCAGACAACUACAAAAUCUCCCUCUUUUUCAAUGCACUGGAUAUCAAAGGCCAAGAUCAAUGCAACAAUGACUACUUGGAGGUACGAAAUGGUACAAACAGUAAUGGACAAGUGCUCGGGAAGUUCUGUGGUACAAAACUGCCUGAUCCUAUCUUUCCCAAUUUCCACGCACUUACACUACAUUUUACUAGUGAUGCUCCAACAACUCACAAUGGUUUUGAGAUCACCUGGACAUCUUCUCCAAAUGGUUGUGGUGGAACACUAUUUGGCCCCAGAGGUUCUUUUUAUAGUCCUAAUUAUCCUUCCAGCUAUGACAUCAGUACUGACUGUGAGUGGACAAUUGUGGCACCAACAGGACGAAUAGUAACAAUAACCUUCAUAGUCUUCAGUAUUAAUGAUCCUGGUGACUGUGUCAAAAAUUACUUGAGGCUGUUUGAUGGACCAGAUUCCAAUUCACCACUCGUGGGCACAUACUGUGGACUGGAAAGUAACAUUGUUCCUUUUAUUUCUGCAUCUCAUCGUGUGUUUGUUAAGUUCCAUGCUGAAAAUGCAGCCGUACCAUCUGGAUUCAGAAUAACUUGGACCAGUUGAAUAUACUUGUGAUGAAUAAAUUAAUACUCAUACUGUGUACUAGACUGCCAUUGUUUUACAUUACUCAAAUUGUUUGAUUAAAAAUUGCAAGACGAUAAAUAAUUUCUGCACUGGCCAAAGAAAAAUGCACAAGAGAUUUAUCAAACUUAUUUGCAAAUCUAGCUUCACAAAAGUUAUAAAAGUGAAAUAAUUCUUCAUUUGUAGGGAAACCGGGGCUUUUUAUAAAGCAGUUUCUAGAAUGUUAUUUCAAAUAACACAAUGUUAAAGUUAUUUUAAAAGGAAAGGAUAGAAUGAGAGAGAAUGAAGGAAACCAACACUUGCUGAAAUUUAAAUAUAAACUUUAGGAGUAAAUUCAUGAGAUUAAUUUGCUGAAGAGAAAAUAGAUAUUACGAAGUCUAUCAGUUGGGUUACAAUGGAGUUAAAUAUCAAAUGGUAAUAUUUUGUAUCAAUAGGAGAAAAGCACAAAAUAAUUGUUCAUUUACUGCUUUUCAUAAAGACUUCCAGCUUUGUUCCUUAGAAUGCACUAUUAUGUAUGUAAAAUUGAAAUUAAUUUUGCUCUAUGCUGCUAAAGUUUCUUAUGUUAAAAUAUGAAGUUUUGACUGAACAUUAAAAUGAUUAAAGAGAAAAAUCAUUUUCAUGGUUACCAUAAUUAAUAUUUAUAUCAAUGCCUAAUCAUAA